AUGAGCCACUACCCAUACCAAGGCCAAGGCGGUCAAGGUCAAAGCCAAUACUACGACCAAACCGCGCACCCAUCCCAACACCAACACUCACAAUUCCAACAACAAUACAACCCAAACGGAUACGGUAGCCCUCGAGGUGGAGGUGUCAGUGCACCAGCUUACUCGGCACACCCCGUCGCUUCUGGGAUGAUGGCCGCUGGCGGUGAUCCUGGGAACGGGUAUAUGCCAACCCCGGCGUUUAACCCAAGUUACAUCAACGGAGGAGGCGGCGGAGGGGGAGGGUACGACAACUACAAUGGCAACGGUAACGCGAACUAUAACAAUGGAACGACGACGGCGUAUGGGAAUGUACCGGUGCCGGCAACAGGACAUAACUACCAAGGGGGUGGGUUGACGUAUCAGCAGACCCUUCCUUCGACGCAGCCUGGAGGAGCAGUAGGAGUGUCAGGACAAGGAGAAGAGGAUGUAAAGGCACAGCCGCCGCAGCCUGAGGGUGAUUACCCUAUCGUCAUGGCUAUUGACUUUGGAACAACGUUUUCAGGAGUGGCCUUUGCACUGAAAGCAGAUGGCGAGGUUCACGACGUGACCAAAUGGCCUCGUCAUCUUGCGCAGUACCCCAAGACACCGACCCUCAGCUUGUACAAGAAGGACUCGAAAAAGAUUAUAGAGUGGGGCCAUGUAGCGCGUCUAGCAAUGCUCAAACCCGCCGCCAAGGACUACACGCUCCUCCGCAAGUUCAAACUGCAGCUGGACGAGACUCUGGCGGCUGCGCCACUGGAGAACGGAGCAACAGCCCUCCAGGCCGUGACGGAUUAUCUCAAGAAGCUGCAUGGAUAUGUGAUGGGGGAGUUGAUGAAGGGUAUGCUCAAGAGCUUUGAACCGGGUCAGUUCCAGUACUGUCUGACUGUGCCUGCGAUGUGGUCCGAUGGUGCCAAGAAUACGAUGCGCCAGGCUGCGAUUGGGGCUGGAUUGAUCCAGGAAGGCGACCCACCUAACCGGUUGACGUUGAUUUCUGAACCCGAGGCCGCGGCGAUGUAUUGUGAGCGGAAGGUGGAUCAUUUCCAGCUCAAGGACAAGGACCGGUUCAUGAUUUGUGAUGCUGGUGGCGGAACUGUCGACUUGAUUGUGUUUGAGGUCAGUGAACCCCCGGGCAAGGAGCGGCAUCUGAAGGAGGUGACGCGUGGGCAUGGCGCGUCCUGUGGAUCGACUUUUCUUGACGCCAAUAUGGAGAAGUUGCUUGAGCGCAAGUUCAAGAGGUACCGCAAGACGAUCAAGGCCUGUGGGUGGGCGUCGCUGAUGGAUACGUUUGUUGAUAUGGUCAAGCCCAUGUUCAACGGAGAGGAGGAUGUGCUGAUGCAGAUCCCACAGGCGACCGGACUGGAAGACCUAAACGAUCCAGAUAUCGGCUUGGAGGAGGGAGUUCUCUGUGUGUCGGCCGAGGAAAUGAGGGCCGAGGUCUUUGAGCCCGUCAUCUCGGACGUGUUGGACCUGAUCCGGAAACAGUUGCACCAAUCCCAAAACUGCUGGGCGAUUUUCAUGAUUGGAGGGUUCGGGUCGUCGCGGUACCUGGAAGAACGUGUCCGUCAAGAGUUUGGGCACCUGGUUGGCCUGGUCGCUGUCCCACCGCGUCCAGAACUGGCAGUCGUCCGAGGAGCAGUGUAUGCAGGACUCAACACAAAGACGAUCAACAUGCGCGUCGCUCGACGCUGGUACGGUGUCGAUGCCAACAUGCCCUUUGAGGAAGGGAUCGACCCGGAAUCGAAGAAGAUUAUCUCGCAUGAUGGACAUGUUCGAUGCAAGGAGCGGUUCUCGGUCUAUGUCCGUCCAGGACAGCAGAUUGGGGUGGACGAGUGUGUGUCGAAGGAGUAUGUGACCUGGUCGUACCCCAAGGGUUUGGAUUCGCCUCUCUAUGUCUGCAACUCGCCGAAUCAGCCCAAGUAUAUUACUGAUCCGGGCGUGCAGAAGAUUGCUGAUUUCCAUAUCCCCAUGCCUGAGAUCCCGGGUGCCCAACCCCGCACCCGCGUCGUCUUCAAACUCAACAUGUACUUUGGAUUGACGGAGGUGCGCGCAGAGGCGGUAAUCAACGGAAACACAUAUACGACCGUCUGUUCCUUUGGUCAACCCAGCCAGUAA
This is a messenger RNA of Linnemannia hyalina, 2133 nucleotides long. The record is from the annotation of a GenBank genome assembly. NCBI's taxonomy places the organism in Eukaryota, Fungi, Mortierellomycota, Mortierellomycetes, Mortierellales, Mortierellaceae.